Messenger RNA from Astyanax mexicanus (Mexican tetra), 7001 nucleotides. Its product is annotated as nebulin-related anchoring protein. Gene Ontology annotation, molecular function: actin filament binding. Bases 177 to 5699 code for a protein of 1840 amino acids. NCBI's taxonomy places the organism in Eukaryota, Metazoa, Chordata, Actinopteri, Characiformes, Acestrorhamphidae. The transcript has 43 exons. Gene Ontology annotation, biological process: cardiac muscle thin filament assembly. Gene Ontology annotation, cellular component: Z disc. The record is from RefSeq and is a predicted model, not a curated record.
GACCAGAGCUAAGUUUAACACAGGUCAGAGAGUGAGACACAAGUGGGAACAGGGGACUAACUGGGACGCUUUGCCUUCCUGUUCUGUGGACUGUCCAAAGCUACUGAUUUUUUAGAGAAUUGGUAUGCCGAGUUGGUUUUCUCUGUAGUGACGGAUCCAGUGGGGAAAAACUAAACAUGAAUAUUCAAAACUGUGCCAGGUGUGGGUUUGUGGUGUACCCAGCUGAGAAGAUCAAUCUCAUUAGUCAGAACUGGCACAAAGCAUGCUUCCACUGUGAGGUCUGUAAGAUGGUUCUAACUGCCAAUAAUUUUGUAAGCCAUCAGAAGAGACCGUAUUGUCAAGUACAUAAUCCACGGAACAACACCUUCACCAGCGUCUAUGAAACUCCGGUCAACAUCAAUGCUAAGAAGCAGGCAGAGGCUGUCAGUGAGAUUAAAUACAGAGAAGAGGGUGAGCGUUUCAUGUCCACGUUCCACUAUGACAUGAGAUCAAAGGAACUUGAGCAGGCCCGCAAGGCCAGCCAAAUGACCAACCAGGCUUACCAGUCUUCAGGGUUUUCAGAGCAGCAGACAUGGUACUCAGGCAGUGUAACCAGUCAGGAGAUAGUUCGCAUGAGUCAAGCACAGAAGACCAUCAGCGAUGUGGAGUACAAACGGGGCCAUGAUGAACGAGUUACACAGUUCACCUCUGUGACUGACACACCUGGAAUCCUGCACGCUAAGAGUGGCACCUCACUGGCUAGUGAUGUGAAGUACACAGAGGUUUAUGAGCAGUCCAAAGGAAAAGGCAGCUUCCCUGCUAUGCUAACUCCUGGAUAUGAAGUGGCCAAGAAAGCAAAUACUCUUGCUAGCAAUGUGGAGUAUAAGAAGGGGCAUGAGGAGAGAGUGUCAAAGUACACCACUGUGACAGAUUCCCCUGAAGUGCUCCUGGCUAAAAGCCAAGGGAGGAUUGCAAGCGACUUUGUCUACACUGAAGAUUAUGAACAGCAGCGAGGUAAAGGAAGCUUCCCUGCCCACGUCACUCCUGGAUACCAAACAGUCAAGAAAGCAAAUGAAAUGGCCAGCAAAGUGAAGUACCAGCAGAAGUAUGAGCAGGAGAUGAAGGGUAAAGCGAGUACAGAUGCUGGAGCUGCUGAGUUUGCGCUUGCCAAAGAAAAUGCUGAGAAAUUCAGCCAGCAUGCCUAUACUGAGGAAUAUGAGCAGCAGAGAGGCAAAGGAAGCUUUCCUGCUAUGAUCACUCCUGGAUACCAGAUAGCCAAGAAAGCCAAUGACAUUGCCAGCGAUCUGAAAUAUAAGAAGGACCUGAACAAGAUGAAGGGCUCCUCUGCCUAUCACAGCCUGACAACUGAUGACAACCUGACUCUGAAGAACGCCUGCAAGAUCAAUAAGCUUGUCAGCGAGGUUGAAUACAAGAAGGACCUUGAGAACACAAAAGGACACAGCAUCAACUACUGCGAAACACCCCAGUUUAAAAAUGUGUCCAAGAUCGCCCAGUUCACCAGUGAUAAUAAAUAUAAGGAGAAGUAUACCAGUCACAUGAAGGGUCAUUAUGAGGGGACUGGAGUGGACAAGAAAACUGCACAUGCCAUGAAAGUCAGAAAGCUGGCCAGUAACAUUGCAUAUAAGUCAGACUAUGAGCAGGAAAAGACAGAGCAGGGGGAGUACAACUACCCAGCUGACAUCACCCCAUCUUACCAGACCCAGAAGAAACUGGAGCCUCUGAAAGAUAAAAAUUACAGACAGCACAUUGACAAGCUGAAGUACAGCCAGGUGACAGACACUCCAGAUAUCAUUCAAGCUCGAAUCAAUGCUCAGCAACUGAGCAAUGUGAACUACAAAGCCGAUUAUGAGAAAACUAAGACCCAGUACACCAUAGCUCAAGACACGCCUCAGCUCCAGAAGGCCAAAGCCAAUGCUGAGCUUAUCAGUGAUAUUAAGUAUAAAGAGGAAUGGGAGAAAAAUAAGUCUAAAGUACAUGAUGUUGGUGCGGACACACUGACCUUAAAAGCUGCCAAAGCCUCUAGAGAUCUGGCCAGCGAUAUCAAAUAUAAGGAAUUGUUUGUAAAGAACAAGGACAAAGCAGUGGGUGUGAAUGUGAGUGACUCCAAAACCCUCCAUUGUCUCCAAGUGGGGAAGCUGAACAGUGAGAUUGCCUAUAAGAAGAAUUCAAAGGAGACUCAGGCUAAGUAUAACCUGACGAAAGACAUGGUGAAUCUAAGCCAUGCGAAGAAGGCCCAGGCCCUGGCCAGUGAUCUGGACUACAGGAAGAAGCUCCACGAGUACACCAUCCUGCCUGAUGACAUCAAAGUUCAGCAGGCUAAGAAGGCCUACAACCUCCAGAGUGAUAACCAGUACCGAUCUGACCUGGUCUGGAUGAAGGGAGUGGGCUGGGAGGCUGAAGGCUGCCUGGAUGUUGAACAGGCCAAGAAGGCUGGAGAGCUUCUGAGCGAUAAAAAGUAUCGGCAGAAGGUGGACAGUGUAAAAUUCACCCAGGUGGCCGACACCCCAUCCAUACAACAUGCCAAGAAGAGCCAGGAACUACAGAGUGAUCUGACAUACAAGGCAGGUACAGAGCAGAUCAUUCAUCAGUACACUGUGAGCAAAGACGAGCCUCUCUACAAGCAGGCCAAAGCUAACGCGGAGCUUCUCAGCAAUAAAUCAUAUAAGAGUAACUGGGAAGCCCAGAGGGAGAAGGGCUUUGAGCUGAGUAUGGAUGCACUGUCUAUCCUCACUGCCAAAGCUAAGAGGGAUCUUGCCAGUGAUGUGAAGUAUAAGCAGCAGUAUGAGAUGACAAAGGGGAAGAUGAUAGGGGUGAAGAAUGUAACAGAUGAUUCUCACUUGGCCCACUCAGCUCUGGCCACUAAGCUCCAGAGUGAUCGCAACUAUAAGAAAGAGUACGAGGAUACUAAGACCAAGCACAGUGCCUCGCUUGAUAUGAUGACCAUCAGCCAUGCUAAAAAGGCCCAAGACCUGGCCACAGAGACCAACUACAGAACCAUCCUGCACGAGUACACCACCCUGCCCAGUGAUAUGAAGGUGGCAUGGGCCAAGAAAGCCUACGGCCAACAAAGUGAUAAAAAGUACCGCUCAGAUCUGAACUGGAUGAAAGGUGUGGGCUGGGAGACCACUGGAUCUCUCGAUGUGAAGCAGGCUAGGAAAGCUAGUGAUCUCGCCAGUGAGAAAAAGUACCGCCAGCAUGUUAGUGCUCUGAAGUUCACCAGCGUGGAGGACACGCCAGAGAUGGUGCAGGCCAAACUCAGCAAUAAGCUGGCACUAGACAGGCUGUACAGAGAGAAAGGAGAGACUGAGAAGCACAAGUACACAAUGACAGGAGAUCUGCCAGAGCACGUGCAGGCCAAGAUGAACGCUAUGAACAUCAGUGAGUCACGAUACAAAGAGUCAUGGAUGAAGCUCAGAGAUGGGGGCUACAAGCUGCGCUUGGAUGCUAUUCCAUUCCAGGCUGCCAAAUCCUCAGGGGAGGUGCUCAGUGAUCAAAAGUACAAAGAGGAGUUUCUGAAGAUGAAGGGUAAGAUGAUCGGGCUGAAAGCACUCCAGGAUGACAUCAACAUCGCCCACUCUGUGCAUGCCAGCCAUCUACAGAGUGAUAUCAAAUAUAAGAAGGAUUCUACUAAGGUGCACUCUCAGUUCCACCUACCGAUGGACAUGCUGGAAGUAGCCCAUGCUAAGAAGGCCCAGGCUCUGGUCAGCGAUCAGGACUAUAGAAUGACCCUACACAACUACACUACACUGCCUGAUGACCUAAAUGUGCAGGCUGCUAAGAGAGCUUAUUCUCUGCAGAGCGAGAAAGCCUACCGUUCUGAUCUGAAUUACCUGCGUGGUGCGGCCUGGAUCGCCACCGGCGCCUUACAAAUCGAAGGCUCCAAACAUGCAACACAGCUGAUCAGCGAUAAAAAGUAUAGACAGCAGCCGUACACAUUUAAGCACACAUCAGUUACGGACUCUCCUGACAUAGUUCACGCCAAGCUCAGCAACAAGCUCACCAACGAGCGUCUAUACAAAGAAAAGGGUGAGAACUUCAGGCAUAACUACACAAUCACAGCUGAGCGACCAGAAAUCACCCAGGCCAAGAUCAACGCUGCUAAUUACAGUGAUACCAAGUACAAAGAGUCAUGGCACACGCUGAGAGCACAAGGCUAUAAACUGACCAUGCAAGACAUCCCCUUCCAAGCAGCCAAAGCAUCUACCGACAUUGCCAGUGAUUACCAGUACAAGCACAACCACGUCCUGGAAAAAGGCAAGCACAUCGGAGCACGGAGCAUCAUGGAUGACUCUCACCUCCUGCACUGCAUGCAGACGGCACAUCUGCAGAGUGAUAAGAAUUACCGUAAAGAUGCUAUUGCCACCAGCGGCCAGUUUCACCUGGGAAUGGACCUGGUUAACCUGGUCCACGCUAAGAAAGCCCAGUCUCUGGCCAGUGAUCAGGACUACAAGACCCGCCUGCAUUCCUACACUGUCCUGCCUGAUGACAUAAAGGUGCAGUGGGCCAAGAAGGCCUAUGAGCUGCAGAGUCAGAAUGCGUACAAGUCUGAUUUGAACUUCAUGAAGGGAGUGGCAUGGGAUUCAGUAGGAGCUCCUCAGCUGGAGUCUGCAAAGAAAGCAGGAGAGCUCAUCAGCGAUAAGAAGUAUCGUCAGCUUCCUGACAGGCUGAAGUUUACCCAGGUUGCAGACUCACCUGAUAUCAUUCAUGCUAAGAACAGCUACAUGCAGUGUAGUGAGAGGCUGUAUAAGUCUGGAGAUUCUGACUCCAUGCAUAAGUACACCUUACAUGCUGAUCACCCCGACUUUAUCAGAGCAAAGAUGAACGCUCAGCAGAUCAGUGAUAAAGUCUACAAGGCAUCAGGAGAUCAGGUGAAGACUGCAGGAUAUGACUUGAGGCUAGAUGCCAUUCCCUUCCAGACAGCCAAGGCCUCUAGAGAAAUCGCAAGUGAUUUCCGCUAUAAGGAAGCCUUUGUGAAGCAGAAGGGUCAGCAGGUGGGUCUGCUCAGUGUAGAGGACGACCCCAAGAUGAGGCACUCGCUGGCAGUAGGCAAACUGCAGAGCAACAACGAGUACAAGAAGCAGUUCCAGGAGACCCGCUCCCAGUAUAAGAUCCACGCAGACCAGCCUGAAUUCCUGCAAGCAAGGAAGAGCCAGGCUCAGGCCAGUGACCUCAGCUACCGCCAACGCCUCCACAACUACACAUGUGACACAGAACAGCUCAACUUUAAACACGCCAAAGAGGCCUACAAGCUGCAGAGUGAUGUGAAAUAUAAGUCAGACCUGAACUGGAUAAAGGGAGUUGGCUGGACUCCUCCGGGCUCUCAUAAGGUAGAGAUGGCUCGGAGGGCAGCAGAACUUGGCCUGGCUGAUGGAGCGGACACUGAUGAAGCUAUUGCGAAGUACCAGCAACUAAUGAUGUUCCAGCGCGAGCAGCAGAUGCUAGAGCAGCAGCAGCAGCAGCAGCAGGACUUCUCGGAUCAGGUGGAAACUGAAGAACAUGUCGAACAGUCUGUGGUCAAUCCAGAUGCCAUGGAGAUCCUCCAUGUGAAGAGAAAGAAGACCAUCCACACUACUUUCAAACAAGCAAAGACUAUGACAUCGCAGUCUGUAACAUCUCACUCUUCUACAAAGCAGUCCACCGAGAGCCAGCACAGGUCCAUUACAGAGAAAUCCACUGAAAACAAGUCCAUAACGAUGUAAGCCCAAAUUAUUACAUAUUUAAAUUAUUACAUAUUUAAAUUAUUACAUAUUUAAGGAUGUGAUGUGGAGCCUGGUGUUCCUUGCCAGUAGAUCAUAGCAAGAUUGAUGUAGGUUAUAUGAAACCAAAUAAAUGAACAGAGUAUGUAAGUAACAGAAGGGUGAGGAUAAGAUGAGUGCAGAAUGGAAAUGUGUAUGUGUCUAAUGGUCAUAUAAGGUAGGGGUUGCACAGGUAGUAAUUUUUAGUUGUAUUUGAAUAGUUAUUCAAAAAAAGGAGUGAACUAGUCGUAACUCCCAUAGCAAAUCCUGAUUCAAAAAUAAAUGUGUUGUGUUGCAAUUUUUUUUUUUUUUUCUUUCCCAUUAGCAUGGUUUAAUACUGAUGGACAACAGCAAUGAAUGCAUCAAAUCUUAAUUCACAUUCUAGCUAAAUACAGCUCCAAAUUAAAUUGUUAAAAAAAAAAAAACAUAUGCAAAGAAAUACAGCUGCACAGGUCCUUACUUUACACCUCGUCUCUCACAGUGGAUAUUUAAACAGUGAUAUGAAUGUUGUAUUGUUCUGUUAAAUUAUCUUCCUUAAGCAGUCAGUAACUAUAUUUUACUCACUUUCAAGAAUCCUCACAGCUCCAUAGCGCAAUAUGCUCAUUGCUCUGUAGUGAGUGAGACACUAUGACCUCUUAUCUCUGUGGAAAUACUGGCUUUUAGAGGCAGUAUUUUUUUUUACUGCAGUUAGUAGUUUUUUGUAAUUUGGCUCAAAAAAGUGCAUUGCUGCUGUUUUUUUUUUCUCCUUCUGACUUAUCGACAGCUCCACGCCGCAGCCACUAGUGGAUGUCCUGGUAGACUAGUCGAUUAGUCUGUGCAACCCCUAAUAUAAGAAGAAUAUUAAUGAAGGAAAUAUUUUGGAAAGAAGAAUAUUUUAGAAAGUGUAUCGUGCAGGUGCAGAAAUUGUGGACUUUUCAUGGUUUAUUGUUCCUAUAGUGAAGACAUAAGUGCCUUUCUUGUUUUUUUUCCUAUUAAUUAAUCUUGUUUCUUCAUUAAAGGGAAAAAAAACAUAUUUUAAAUAGUGAUGAAACUUUAUUUAACAUUGCCAUUCUGUAGAAAGAAAAAAUAAACAAAUGACUGCUGUGAAAAGUCACAGGUGGACGAAUAACUGUUUAGACUGCCAACGGCAGAAUUGUUAUAUUUCAGAUAUAUUUGAUAUACUGUAUGCCUGACAGGUUCAGCUUUGUGAAUUAAGAGUUCCUGCUUGAUGUAUGAUUUAUGAUCAUGAAAUCUAGAAAUAAAGGUUUUGUAGAAGCUGCACAGCAA